AUGUCUCUUACCGACUCCGAAGUCGAGAUGGUCAGCUCGCAGCUCCAGCGCGAGACGGACGACAUACCAGAGGAGCCCGACAUGAACCUCUCAGAUGACGCCGGACACGGCCAGUAUUAUGAGCCUCCACCGCGGAUUGCCGCUCGCUUUCACAGAUACUCGAACAAUCGCCGCAAGUCUUCGGCCGCGUCUUCGCGCCGAAAUUCAUUGUCUUCAACACACUCGCACGCCUCAAGCCGCUCGUACCGCAACAGCUGCCAGAGCCACCACAUCGCCCAGCAUCUCCGCCGCGCAUCCAUACUCGAGACCCGAAAAGCGAGACUGGCCGAACGCGCUGCACAUGCCGAACAGGUCCGGCUCCGUGCCGCCUUGGCCAAAGCAGCGCCACGCGCCUCGAACAGCGAAGACAGGGCGUUGGCAGCAAAGGUGGCGCGCGAACGUCACCUCGCCCAGGUCGCGGCUGCGUGCGCUGAAGAAGUUAGAAGGGCCAAAAAGGUCGCCGAAGACAUGAAGGAGCGCAAGGCCGCAGAAGAGCGACGAUAUCGCGUUGAAAUGGAGGAGAAGCUCGCAGACGCGGAGAAGAGACGACUCGAGCUGUACAAGCGCAGUCCCCGCAGACCCAGGACCGCCAGUUCGCCUCCAGUAGACCCGAAGCGAGGGGCCGCCGACCGACCCGUGGUCACGUCGGAAGAUGCCGCGAAGAGGAUACAGUCCGCCUGGCGAGCAAGGACGAGGAAGAACAUUGUCGAUGCAUGGAUGGAGCUUGGCCUGUCGAUUGACAAGAUUCAGGAGACCAGUUUUGAGGACAUCACAGAGUUGCUAGCAGAUGAGAAGGUGCUCAGAACGACCGAGAAGAUCAUGACUGUCUUUGUGCUUCUCCCAGACCAGGAUCCCGUCUCUCGAAGCACAGCUGUGCGCACAUUUCUCUCGGCCUACUUAAUUUUGGGACACCCGGCCCAAGUCCUCAGCCGAGACGGCGAACAGGAGCAAGACCUGAUCACCAAGGCCAAGGACCUCAUUAUAUCCUUCGAGUCUGCACUAGGAAAGCUUACCCCUUUCAACUACUACACUCCCUCGCCCACGCGGACAGAGACGGUUCUUCUUUCCCAUGGCGCAUUUACGAACGCUUUCAACAACUGGAAGGCUCGUGAUUGUUCGGCCCUAGUCGAAACCAUGGUCGCUUCUUUCAUUAGUCUUGACGAGAUCUGGCAGAGUGUCAAGGAUGCGACUGUCGACGAGGUCGCGAACGAAUAUAGGAAUGGAAUUCGUGAUAACCAGACCAUCCUACUGAGCAGGAUCAAGAAGUUGGCCGGACCCGACAAGGCCUUGAUUCUGAUCAGGAAGGCUAUUCGUGAAAGUCGCAGGGCCAGGCCAAAGAAGAAGCUCGUCGGCGAGAACAUACGGCCCCGAGUUGCUAUAGACGCCACGCCAGAUUCCCCAAUCUCUGGUGAUAGUGCAGCUAUGCAAGCUGAAGCUGCGUCAGAGCUCGCCGCUUCUGUGGGAAGCCUUCAGCCCCCAUCCGCGGAAGGACAUCAGGCCCAGUCGUUGUCAAAGGUCUUUACAGUUGUACCGGACAACCGCGUUCUUGUACAUGAGCUCUCCAUCGACAAGGAGUACCGCAUCGAUGCUUCACCAACCGCAGAUCUCAGGGACGCACUCAAUCGCGAGCUCUGCAACGCUAUGCUCAAAGGCUUUCAAGAGGGCGAUAGCACCAACUGGACUGUCGCCAUGGCCGAAAAUAUCCGUGGCAAGCUCUUGCGCUUGCUCAAGGCUGGAAACUCCAUGCAUACCCUGAUUUCCGAGACCUUGGAUCCCGAAUUGAUCAGCAGGCAAUGCAACCAAGGCUUGUUCUCGUAUGGAAAGUUCUUUGGCUUUAUUGCUACCAUACUCCCGAAGCUUUGCGCUCCUUUCCGUGAUGUGCAGGUCCAGGCUCUCGCAGAGGAGCUUCAGGAAGAGGGGGAGUUGGCGGAGAUGGUCGAGAAGCUCUUCAAACUUCUCCACGUCAUUGACUUGCUGUCCCUGGAUUACUCAAACUUCCUCUUGAUGAACGCCGCACCCACUCUGAUCAAGGAGGCUACUGGGUAUGAACAGCGCAUGUUCGCGCAAGAUUUGGAGGAGGGCAAGAUCGAACUAGACCGCACAAAGCGAUGGUGGCGAAGUGCCGCCGUCAGCAUGCACACUGAAGCUGAUCGACGAGACCCAUGGAACCAGAACAACUCCAUCAACCGACCAACUGCCCACAAAAUCUACGCUCGGGGUCUUGUUGAUCUUGCAAUUGCCACGCCACCGCUUCGUGACUCCGAGCUUCCUGAGACCCUUGAGCUAGACCGUGCCCGCAUCUCGCGUAUUCGUGAAGAGGCACUACGCAUCACGAUCAUUGGAGGCAUAUUGCUCACAGUGAAGAACCUGCUCAAGCGGGAUGUCAGAUCGCCAUGGAAGCCACAAGCCAACAGAAUGUGGGAUGUGCUGAAGGACGGCUACAUGAAGGACCCGACCACUCCAGCAAAAAUCUCGUCUCUGCUGGAGUCGUCGCAUAACAUGCCUGCCACGACACGCGCGCAGCUGUCUUCCACCAUCACUCGCUUGCUAACACAAGCUGAAUCUGGCAAACUAUCUGACCCCGUCCUCAAGGUUCUCUUCCAGCGCUUGAAGACGCACAUCUUCAACCGCGUCUCAGCUAGCAGCUCCGGCGAGCGCGUCAAGGCCGCAAGCACCGCCACCGAAGGACUUGCGACAACCGGUCUUCCGGAGUUUGUCUCCCAGGUCGCAGAAAUCUGCGAUCAACUCAGCAAAGUCAGCGACGUCGAUCGCAAGACACACGGCAAGUGGUACGAAGAAAUCGCCGAGGAAUUGGAGAACGGUGGUGCUUUGGAAGGCGAGGACCUGACGCGCUCAUCCAGCGCGGAGUCUGCGUCGACAUCUUCGUGA
Molecule: messenger RNA, 2928 nt
Organism: Parastagonospora nodorum SN15
Lineage: Eukaryota; Fungi; Ascomycota; Dothideomycetes; Pleosporales; Phaeosphaeriaceae
Exons: 1
Coding region: 1-2928 (975 amino acids)
Source: RefSeq, a predicted model, not a curated record